Rotaria sp. Silwood2 is the source of this 736-nucleotide messenger RNA. The record is from the annotation of a GenBank genome assembly. Lineage: Eukaryota; Metazoa; Rotifera; Eurotatoria; Philodinida; Philodinidae.
AUAAAAUAUAUCGAUGAGAAAAUUGCCUUUUCUAUUACUCCACAAAUGGCUAAGCUCUCUCCCCGCUAUAAUUUCAAAUAGAAGAUAUGAUGUAUUUUAUAUCAAAUGAAAGCCCAUGAAAAAUGGGAUUUACUGAUACUAAAUAGUAAGAGUGUGAAGAACUUUAAUGUAUUAAACUUUGAAAAACCAUGGAAUUUUCUCCACAAAAACUGUUAUAAUUCAUUUUUACGAGUUGUAAGGCAAAGAAAAUUAAGAAUUGUCUAGAAAAAGUGAAAAACGGUUAUCCUAGCGAUUAUAAGAUGUGAGUAUGACUCACAAAAUAAGACUAUCUUUUUGCAUUCUGUUGUCUACUCCUCGUGGUAGCAGUUAUUUAAAAGAUUUUUUCGCUUUCGUUCGGUUAGAAAGUUAGAGCGGGGAGAGAGCUUAGCCAUUUGUGGAGUAAUAGAAAAGGCAAUUUUCUCAUCGAUAUAUUUUAUAAUAUAGUUCAUUGUCUUGUUGCAUCAAGGAAGUUUUAUUAUUUGAAAUGGCUGGUGCUUAUGAUACCGAACAACAAAGAAUGAUUGACAUAAUCAAAUGUAUUACUUUCCGUGAAGCUCGCGAUGCUGGUGCAACAUUUAUAAAUAGACAAUGGAUCGCCGAUAAAAUUCACCGUACGACUCGAUUUGUCUCAGAGUGGUGGGAAAAAUCAUAUGACCAAUGCAUUGCUGAUUAUUCAAAUGCUGGUCCUAAACUUUAA